Molecule: messenger RNA, 1356 nt
Organism: Wyeomyia smithii (pitcher-plant mosquito)
Lineage: Eukaryota; Metazoa; Arthropoda; Insecta; Diptera; Culicidae
Exons: 3
Molecular function (GO): protein dimerization activity
Source: RefSeq, a predicted model, not a curated record
AUGCUGGAACUGACAGAGCGACAAACUGCAAGCUACAUAAAAGAGAAAAUAAAUUAUAUUCUCCUAGAGUACAAUAUCACUUUCGAACAAGUACUCACUGUGACUUGCGACAACAGAGCAAACAUGCUCGCAGCUGUUAGGCAGCUUGAUGAGUAUGUAGAAACUCUUAAAAAUGAAAAUUACAUACUGGAGGAUGAUGACGGCGAUGGCGAUGAGGAUGAUGACGGCGAUGACGAUGAGGAUGAUGACGGCGAUGACGAUGAGGAUGAUGAAGAGAUGUUCAAUGACAUCGGGAAUUUAGCCCCAAAUAUAAGCUUAGUGCGGUGCUCAGUACAUACUUUACAGUUAGCCGUUACUGACGUAAUCAAGCACUCAGACAUUCGUAUUCGAGGUAUCACUUCUGUGGCUAAAAGCUGUAGGAAAGCAUCCUACAAACCGUCGUUUGACCUGGGCAAGGUUCCUCUUCCACCGUUAUAUGCAAAAACACGCUGGGGAGGCAUUUACGAGAUGAUUCUGAAUUUUUAAAAUAACGAGAAUUUCUAUAGAGAUUUAGGCAAAAAGUUUAAGGAGUUAGAUUUGUCGAAGUACUGGGACUAUAUACAUGACUACAAAAACGCACUGCAUCCGAUUUAUGUUUGUACCAAAGAAAUGCAGGCAAAACACAUGCCAUUAUCUGAGUUUUACGUUCGAUGGCUUCGAUGUAUGAUGGAGGUAGAUCAGCAGCCUACAAAUGAACUAGCUGAGUCCUUGGCAGCAUCAUUGAACGUUCGACUUCAGCAACUUCAGCAAAAUUUACCUUUUAAAGCAGCUGUUCUAAUCGACCCAAGACUGAAUUAUUUAUCCUCGUCUGUCCUCUCACCGGAAGAGAAACAAGAAGCUAGGAAAUUUCUUACAGAUAUUCAUGAAAGACUCAAAUCACUGAAGCCACAUUCAUCACAGGAAGCCAGUGCGAUCGUAUCACCAUCCACUUCAAGUUUGGAUGACUACAUGACCAAAAUAUUUGGAGGAGCUCUACCUUUUAGUUCACAAUCCACUUCAGAAAACAGUCUUGCUAAGCAAAUCGUGUCACUGGAUUUAGAACCACAUCAAAACCAUAAAUACGACAUUUGGAAACACUGGACAGAUCGGAAAGUGUCAAACCCAGAGCUUGCGGAAGCGGCUCUAUGUGUUCUUUCAGUGCCUGCAACUCAGGUGUCCGUGGAAAGGGGAUUUAGCGGUCUAGCGCUCGUUUUAUCGGAAGCACGAACCAAACUGUCAGUAGAAAAUUUGUCAAACAUUCUGAUUAUUAAACUGAACGAGGAGCUGCUGGAUUUAGUUAUGCCAAAAAUGUACGACUGGAAGGAGUACAGAGCUUAA